ACAUGCAUACGUAAAAUGCAUGUAUAUAUAUGCAUAUUCUUCAAUGUACAUAUAUUACUAGUUACUCAUAGUAAAUUUAAGUAGAGAGUUAAUCAGUAGGUCGGCAGAGGUCAGACGCGUCGCGUUUUAUGCACAUUGCUCUUGCAACGGAGAGCUUCGCAGUAAGAUAUGCGACGUUUUAUCCUUUGUAAGUUGUUCUCUCCAUUCUCGUCGACGGAGAUCAAACCCGAAAUAGAUACGUCCCCCUUGACGGUUGUAAUUCGAGCCGACUCCCCGUUAUAGCACUUUCUCCGCGAGAACUAUUUUCGUACCUACCGCGCGGUAUCUUUUCAUCGUUGAUGCGCGCGAGACGCAGAAAGUGCUCACCAACGCAGCAACGUGUUUUUUAACAUUCUUCUUUGAAUACCACCCACGUAUUUACUUUCCACGUACUUCUUCAAACUUAUUUCGAAGGAAUAAUAUAAUAAUAUAAAAAAAUACGAAAAUUUUAAUGUUGUCAUUUUGUAACCAACAAAUGGCACGAUGGAAAAUAAUUGAUGAAAUUGAACUACUCGAUAUUCGUAUCAAAAUAAGAUAAAAUAUUUAUUUUAAUAUAAAAGGACAAAUAUAUAAAAAGAGAGAAAGUUAAAUCGUUCGAUAUCUUGGAUAAGAAGAAUGAGAAAUGCUUAUUUCACCUUUCAUUAAUCUUGAGUCAAUAAAGAAUUAUUCUCUUAUUGGGAAGAACAGAAAGACAACGGAGACUCACUUGACUUUUCACGAAAGCGUUUACACGUACGGACCAUAGUUUCAAACUAAGAAGUUAUUUUUAAACCAAGAGAGAGAGAGAACGUGUCAAAGGGCAAGGCUAUAGAGCUUGAGGUGUUUGUCCUAGUAGCUAGCUUCUAUGCCAGUUUCCUUUCGACAGUGGUACGUGUAAGGCGUGACUCUUGAACAUUUUUCAUUUGUGAAUUCUUAUGAAUACAUUCUUAUUUUGGAGCAUCGAUAUUCGAUGCAUUUUGUGAAGAGUGGUCAGUGACGUAUUGCUUUAUUUUGUAUAUGUAUAGACUUAUAUAUACAUAUAUUUAUUUAUAAUUCAUUGAUAAAAAUAAAGCAGCAAUAUGAGUAUUCCAGAGGAAGUCAAAAAAUGCGCUUCCAUUUUGAAGUCUGUUAAUACAGAUUCAGAAAAGUUUGCAGUCCUUUUUAUGGUAACUAAAUUAGUUAAUGCCACGGAUUGUAAUCUGGCUGCUAAGCAAAUGCUUUUCGAAGCCAUUGGUACAAAAUUUAUAAAAAAAUUAUUAUCUAGCGACACGGUUCCUGUCGAUUGUCCAGCACAAGUAUAUAAAUCAGUAGCACUAUCAAUUCUUUCUGCCUUUUGCGGAGAGCCAGAAUUAGCAUCUCAUCCAGAUAUGGUAACGCAUGCUCCUGCUCUUCUUGAAAUUAUUUCUCAAGCGGAUGAAGAUUCAGUCGAUGACAUGUUAAUUAUUGUUAUGGAAGCUUAUAGAUGCUUGCAAAGCAUUGCACAAUUUUUACCAGGUCAAAAAAUACUCCUGGAACAUAAAGCAAUAUCUAAAAUGUGUGAUAUUUAUUCAGAGAAAAGUUUUCAAACUGACGAAGCUCUAGAAAUUUUAGUUACUUUAGUUGGAAGAUAUGGUCCAGAUGCUUGGGAUGCAACUGAUACAAUACCUUUCCAUGCAAUUAUGAAUAAAAUUGCGUGCGAUUUUGAAACAGAUCACACAGAGAGAAAAUUUAAAUUAUGUAGCAUUUUGCAAGCAUUAUUAGUUUCUUGCAGAAAAGAAAUGAUAUCAGCAUCUGCAAAAGAUGAAUCCUGGCCACUUAGUAUUCACAAAGGAUUGAGCGAUAUUCUUGGUUCUAAGAUAGGAAAAAAUCAACGAGAUCCUGCUUUGAAAUUAGCUUCAGUUAUGAUGGAUCUCUUAGGUGCUGAAUGGACCAUGUUAAAUAAGGACAAACCAAAGAUACUCAUAUUAUUAUUAAUUCAGUUAGCAUCAAUAGAAGUUAGAAUGCAAUUAGAAGGUCAUCAGCUUAAAACUGUUGUUACAAAUGGUGAUUUAGUUACAGCUUGUUUUGGCAUUCUUGAAAUUUCUCUCAUGUAUAUUAUCUCAGAUCAAUUAGAUUUAGAACAAAAAGAAAAACAAUCCUUAUAUACAGCUUUGAAGGGUGCUUUUGCUGCUAUUAUUGGCCUAUUAAAUUCAGUAUCAAAAAUGAAAGAAUUGACUGAUAUCAAAGAACGUAUUUUCGUUUGUGCAAUGGUUAGAGUAGUUGCAGCAUGGCUGGCACAAGAAACAACUGCUAUGAGACCACAAGUUUAUGCGGUAUUGCCAUUUGUAUUAACAAUAGCCAAUGAUACAUUUUAUGCAUAUCGUAAUAGAAAACUUGCGGAAAAAGCUAAAGCAGGUGCUAAAGGUGGAAGUACCAAAAACGAAGAAGGAUCAUCCUCUGCAGAAUCUAUACCAUGUGAUCCACUUAGUGAAGUUGAUUUAUUAAGAUUGCUUCUACCAGCCUUGUGUUAUUUAGCGGUAGAAGAAGAUGCUAGGCAAAUUUUACUUGCUCACAAACAAGAUGAAGUCUUAUUUGAAAGUUUAUCUUAUCAUUGGACAAUAGUACAUUACAAAAAACCACCAGUUCCUAGGUCAGAACGCUUAAAAGCAUUGAAAGAAACUGAUAAAACAGAUGAGCUUGAUUUACAAACUUUAGAAGAAAUGCAGGAUUCAAGACAAGCAAUGGUUUCUAUAUGCAAUGUCUUAAUGAAUAUAACGGUGCUAGAAGCCAAAUUAGUAGAGAAAUCUCCAAUAUAUAUUAAUUUAUUGAAAUUCAUUUUCAAUAAUCUUCCGGAAUUGAAACAAAUGCCAGAUAAUUUAGUUCUACAUGGUCACUUAGCAGUCUUAGGACUCUUAUUAUUAAAGCAACAAGCACAGCGUAUUAAGAAGAAUGACUUUUCAAUUUGUCGUUAUAUUCAAGCUACCAUUAGAUUUUUAUGGGAUGCAUAUAUAAUAGAUGAAAGUAAUGAUCCAACUGAAUUAGUUGUUGCUAUGUCCUAUAAAGAACGUUGGAUGGAACUUAUGGAACUCUGGUUUCUUGGGAUGCAAACAAUGGCUGGAGUAUUACAAGUAAUACCAUGGUUAUCACAAUUUACAAUUGAAUCUGGAUGGGUAGAAGAAAUAAUUGAAACUCUGAAAAAAGUUAAAGUUGGUAGUUUACAACCAAAUGUAAAAUCUGCUUUUGAAGAUCUUCUAUGUCAUUUGGUGAAGGCAGAUAAAGGCGUUGCAGUAGUUUUGAAGAAAUGCGGAGCAUUGACAGUAUGCAGAAAUCAUCGUUUGAUGGAACUUGGAAAGCACUUAUUUGGAGAUUAAAAUUAAAUUCUUUUUAAUAACUUUUAUAUUAUGUAUACUCUCCAU
This is a messenger RNA of Polistes dominula (European paper wasp), 3392 nucleotides long. It is a transcript of the gene Neurochondrin, whose product is annotated as neurochondrin. The record is from RefSeq and is a predicted model, not a curated record. Gene Ontology annotation, biological process: neuron projection development; regulation of neuronal synaptic plasticity. Gene Ontology annotation, cellular component: dendrite. Lineage: Eukaryota; Metazoa; Arthropoda; Insecta; Hymenoptera; Vespidae.